Messenger RNA from Thalassophryne amazonica, 4380 nucleotides. Its product is annotated as leucine-rich repeat-containing protein 3C-like. The coding region runs from base 829 to 1365 and encodes 178 amino acids. Gene Ontology annotation, molecular function: protein binding. NCBI's taxonomy places the organism in Eukaryota, Metazoa, Chordata, Actinopteri, Batrachoidiformes, Batrachoididae. The record is from RefSeq and is a predicted model, not a curated record. The transcript has 3 exons.
UGUAACACUCUGAGUUAUUGUGUGGCACUACACUAUAUUGCAGGCAUACACAAACACUAUAAGAUUUUUACAUAACAACCUUGAAUGCAAUUUGAGCAGACACCCGCUAAUACCCGCCUACUUAACCUCACUUUGCAGCCAAUCACAUAGACACUGAUUCACGACAGGCUAAGGACUACCCACAUGGGGGCCAGCUUAGGCACAGAAAUAAAAGUUAGAGGAGAAAGGAGAUCUGGGCUCUUUGUUCUAGGUGUUUGCAUGUAAUAUGGUUCAAAGAUCCCCAGUGCUGUUAGAUGACUCUCUGUAUCAGGGUUUGAACUUUUUUCAAUACAACAUCUAAACUUUGAAGUCUAUUUCCUGUCCAAUUCACCACGAUAAAGGAACCUAACACAGUUGUUCCAGAAUUCUUUGUGAUUUUGUGACAUUACCGUGCUGCUGUCGGCCCAUUUUUAAUAUAAAAUUGCAGGAGGGAAACUAUUUGCUUUGUGCCUUUUAGUAGCAGGUGGAGACUGAGGUCCUUGUUGCUGAGGUCCGAAACUAGCGUUUAGUUCACACAGGUGUCUUUUGUAGGUUUUGUCACCAAUGAGGCUACACGUGUUUCCAACUUGACAUCUUGACAUAAUUAUUAAUUGUGGACUUAUCAAUUUGAAGAAAUAAAGAACAAUUGUGGCUGAGGUUGCAUGCUGUGAUGGCAGCAAUGCUUUCUAGUUGCAGUUCCCCUGUUCUACCAAUUGAUGCUGUACGUACGCACAGUCAGACCUGUUCAUAUUUUUAACACUCACUCCUAAGUAUCAGUAUAAGUUGCUAAAUUCAACAUUUUGCAUUGAAAUGUUUGUAUUCAUGGUUUACUUACAAUUCUGUGCGAUUGAGCUGUUGCUAAUUGACGCCCCUGGCGUAAGGAUCACGUGGUUAUUUAUUUGUCUUCAGGUUCCUGUUGCCAUCUCCAACCUGACCGUACGUCUGUUUUUGGAUAAAAAUCUUCUCAUCUGUGUUCCAGCCAACUCAUUCUUGGACCUGCGGCUGCUUGCUGAGCUCGAUCUCUCGCACAACCAGAUCUCCUUGCUGGAAGCCGGCUGUUUCAGUGGUUUGGACUCCCUCCAUUUCUUGGACCUGUCAUCCAAUUGUCUGACAACGUUGGACCCGUUGGCGUUGGGCGGGCUGCGAGUGCACGCUAACCUCACAUGUAACGCGUGGCACUGUGACUGUAAACUGCAGGUGUCGAUGCUUCAGUUGGACCUGGAUCUGGCCUCACUGGCAAAAGUUGUGUGUUUAUCUUCUGAUCUUCCCAAUCUGGGUAUGUUGCGACUUCUCGACCAUUUGACAGUGUCAUGGGGCAUCCAGAUAGUGCCAAACCAUAAACCAUAGUGAAAGGGUAUUAAAAUCACACAGCAGCUUGAGUUUGUGACACAAAAGAAAAUAUUUAUUAAAUAAUAGAUGUAAACAAUAAAUAGCUCAGUAGGAUAAGGAGUUGGUCUGUCCAUAUAUAAAACUGGGUUCAGUUCCCAUUGGUAUUACCUGUCUGUGUCUUUAGAUGAGGCAUUGUCUCAGUCCACCCAACUGGAAAUGGGUGCUGGUCUUGACUGGGGAAGUAACCUGCACUGCACUGGCGUCCUAUCUAAGGGGAGUCAUAGACUCCCAUCCACUUCAUGCUGUUGAAUCUGAGGACAACAAUGGGUCUUAGUGCCUAGAUAGGACUCAGUGAAAUACAAAAACACAAGCCAAAAAUUCCACUGAUAAUUUCUGUUCUUUUUUUUAAAUACGAAGGUUAAAGGACAAAUUAGAGAGGAAUUUGUCUGAAAUUCGUAUUAAGUCUUGUCCAAAUAGAAGCUCGAAUAGUGUCAAUAGUGUUCAGCCAUCUCAUUAUGCAAAUGUGUAAUUUUAACCAGAUGUUCUGACUGCAGAAUCACUAAACAUUCAAGAUAAAAAAAUCUGUCAACCUAUCAAUCACCUAUUAUUCAAAAUCCAGUCUUCCAUGUGGACUGCAGGGGCUGCUGGGAUGCCAUUGGUCCUGCUGAUUGAGGAUUGGGAUCUGUGUCUGUCUGUGAGGAAGUCCACUGAUGUGCUGAUGCUGGUCAUCAUGUUCCUCUGGUUCUGUAUGCUCAUCUCCUACCUGCUCUACUAUGUCCGGCAGAACCAGGAACACUUCUGCCGGCACAUGGCAUACCUCAAGCUACUACAGAGCCGAGAGACAUAAUCACCCGGAGGCUCAAUAGUACCACCUCCACCUGGAUGGAGAACUUGUCCUGUUUAGUGCGCAGCAGGAAUCCAUGUAUGUACAUGAUGUGAUGGCUUAGAUCUUUGAUCAGGGAUGGAGAACAGUGUAAAAACAGCAAGGCUAUUGCUGAAAGAGUGCACAUCCUGUCCAAAGUGAAAGGGUAGCUACCCUGCCUAUAGUGAAAGGGUCCCCAUCCUGCCCAUGGUGAAAGUGUCCACAUCCUGCCCAUUGUGAAAGAGUCCAACAACCUGCCCAUUGUGAAAGUGUCCACAUCCUGCCCAUUGUGAAAGAGUCCACAUCCUGCCCAUAAUGAAGGGGCCCACAUCCUGCUUAAAGUGAAUGGGUUCACAUUCUGCCCAUGGUGAAAGGGUCUCCAUCCUGCCCAUAGUGAAAAUGUCCCCAUCCUGCCCAUAGUAAAAGGGUCUACAUCCUGCCCAUAGUGAAAGGGUCCCUAUCCUGCCCAUAGUGAAAGCGUCCCUAUCCUGCCCAUAGUAAAAGGGUCUCCAUCCUGCCCAUAAUGAAAGUGUCCCCAUCCUGCCCAUAGUGAAGGGGUCCACAUCUUUCCCAUAGUGAAAGUGUCCACAUCCUGGCCAAAGUGAAGGGAUCCACAUCCUGCUCAAAGUGAAUGGGUUCACAUUCUGCCCAUAGUGAAAGGGUUCCUAUCCUGCCAAUAAUGAAGGGGAUCACAUCCUGUCCAUAGUUAAAGGGUCUCCAUCCUGCUCAUAGUGAAAUUGUCCACAUCCUGCCCAUAGUGAAGAGGUCCACAUUCUGCCCAAAGUAAAAGUGUCCACAUCAUGCCCUUCGUGAAGGGGUCCCUAUUCUGCUAAUAGUGAAAGUGUCUCCAUCCUGCCAAUAGUGAAGGGGUUCACAUCCUGCCCAAAGUGAAGGGGUUCACAUCCUGCCCAAAGGGAAAGUGUCCACAUCCUGCCCAAAGUGAAAGUGUCCACAUCCUGACCAUAGUAAGAGUGUCCACAUCCUGCCCACCAUGAAAGGGUCCACAUCCUGACCAUAGUGAAAAUGUCCACAUCCUGCCCACCAUGAAAGUGUCCACAUCCUGCCCAAAGUGAAAGUGUCCACAUCCUGACCAUAGUGAAAGUGUCCACAUUCUGCCCAAAGUGAAAGUGUCCACAUCCUGACCAUAGUGAAAGUGUGCACAUCCUGACCAUAGUGAAAGUGUCCACAUCCUGCCCAAAGUGAAAGUGUCCACAUCCUGCCACAGUGAAGGGGUCCCUAUCCUGCACAUAGUCAAAGUGUCUCCAUCCUGCCCAUAGUGAAGGUGUUCAAAUCCUGCCCAGAGUGAAUGGGUUCACGUGCUGCCCAUACCGAAGGGAUCCACAUUCUGCCCAAAGUGAAAGUGUCCACAUCCUGCCCACAGUGAAGCGGUCCAUAUUCUGCCCAAAGUGAAAGGCUCCCCAACCUGCACACAGUGAAGUGGUUCCUAUCCUGCCCAUAGUGAAGGGUUUUCAUUCUGCACAAAGUGAAAGGAUCCCCACCCUGCACAAAGUGAAUGGGUUCACAUCCUGCCCAUAGUGAAAGGGUCCCAUCCUGCCCACAGUGAAGUGGUUCCUAUCCUGCCCAUAGUGAAGGUGUUCACAUCCCGCCCAGAGUGAAUGUGUUCACAUUCUGCCCAAAGUGAAAGUGUCCACAUCCUGCCCACAGUGAAGCGAUCCACAUUCUGCCCAAUGUGAAAGGCUCCUCAUCCUGCACACAGUGAAGUGGUUCCUAUCCUGCCCACAGUGAAGGGUUUUCAUCCUGCUCAAAGUGAAAGGAUCCCCACCCUGCCCAAAGUGAUGGGGUCCCCAUCCUGCCCACAGUGAAAGGAUCCCUACCCUGCUCAUAGUGAAGGGGUUUCCAUCCUGCCCAAAGUGAAUGGAUCUCCAUUCUGUCCAGAGUGAAGGAGUCCACAUCCUACCCAAAGUGAUGGGGUCCCCAUCCUGCCCACAGUGAAAGGAUUGCUACCCUUCUCAUAGUGAAGGGGUCUACAUCCUGCACAAAAUGAAUGGGUUCACAUCCGGGCCAUAGUGAAAGCAUCCCCAUCCUGCCGAAAGUGAAGGGGUCCACAUCCCGCCCAAAGCAGUAGUGGGCAUAACUAACCAAAAACCUAGCUCUGAUAACCAGUAAUCAACUAACUAAAAAGUUAUCUUUUAUAAUGCUAAACUGAUAAA